AAAUAAACAGAGUUAAUGAAGCAGGCUGCUGGAUUGCUGUGGGAGGUUGUGCGGGGGCAGGAGGGUGGUGGGGCUGUGCCCCAGUUCCUGGGCUGGGUGCAGGAUGUGACCCAUCGUGCCAGGAUUGUGCUCCCCGGGGCCGGAAACAGCGGCUGCAAACCGGGGAACGACGAGGUUCCUCCCCGCUCGGCCCCGAAAUUGAGCUCGGGCUGUGCUGGGCUGCACCCCCUUCCCGCAGCUGCCCCGGCACCCCCGGGCCGGGCUGGAGCCAGCCCCGGUUCCAGCUCGGGGAGCUCCACGCGUGGCUGCUCCAGGCUGGGUUUCACUGCCGGACCUGUCACAACCCGCGGGGAAUGUGCGGCUGCGAGCCCCGAGCUCCCGGGCAGGGACAGCGGGGACCCGGCGGCCGGAGCCCCACGUGGGCCGGAGCGUCACGGGAGGCGGCGGCUGGGGCGGCAGGAGGGGCAGGAAGGGCGCAGGAGGCGGGGGCAGCCGAGCCUUAAAAGUCCCCGCUGGGACGGGCUCGUUUCCGCUCACCCCGGCGUCCUCAUGGCCCCCGCGGUGCCGCUGGCCCUGCUGACCCUGCUGGCCCUGCUGGCCCCGGGGCUCGCGGUGGCCCCCGGCUGUGAUUACCCUGCCCACCGCUGGUGCAGCUCGCGGGACAUCGCCGUCGCCUGCCAGGUGGAGAGCCGCUGUCCCAGCCUCCCGCACCCCGCGGCCGCGCCCGUGCAGCUCAGCCUGUACUACGAGAGCCUGUGCCCAGCGUGCCGCGAGUUCCUGGUCACCAAGCUCUUCUCCACCUGGCUGCUGCUGCCCGAAGAGAUGCUGAACAUCACCCUGGUGCCCUACGGCAACGCCCAGGAGAGGAACGUCAGCGGGAAGUUGGACUUUGAGUGCCAGCACGGCCCCGAGGAAUGUUUGGGCAACAUGAUGGAGGCCUGUCUGAUGCACGAGGCCAAGAACUUCAGCACCUACUUCCCCGUCAUUUUCUGCCUGGAGUCGGGCAGCUCCGUCACCAAGAACCUGGAGGCUUGCCUGCAGAUCUACGCCCCAGAGGUGGACAGUGGCCGUGUCACCGCCUGCGUGCAGGGGGACACGGGGGUGGCCCUGAUGCACCACAACGCCCAAGUGACCGAGGCGCUGGACCCCCCGCACCAGUACGUGCCCUGGAUCACCGUCAAUGGGAAGCACACGGACGAGCUGCAGGCACAGGCAGAGGCUUCGCUGCUGGGGCUGGUUUGCCACCUCUACCAGGGGGAGAAGCCUGAAGCCUGUGGGGGCUCCAAGGCCCCGAAGUUCCCCUCUGGCUGCAGGCGCUGAGGGAAGUUCUGGGAGCACUGGGAGAGAGGCCAAUAAAAAGGAUAUUUUUGUUGAAAA
Molecule: messenger RNA, 1377 nt
Organism: Parus major (Great Tit)
Lineage: Eukaryota; Metazoa; Chordata; Aves; Passeriformes; Paridae
Gene: IFI30
Product: IFI30 lysosomal thiol reductase
Cellular component (GO): lysosome
Molecular function (GO): oxidoreductase activity, acting on a sulfur group of donors, disulfide as acceptor
Source: RefSeq, a predicted model, not a curated record